Molecule: messenger RNA, 1828 nt
Organism: Microcebus murinus (gray mouse lemur)
Lineage: Eukaryota; Metazoa; Chordata; Mammalia; Primates; Cheirogaleidae
Source: RefSeq, a predicted model, not a curated record
AUGCGUGAACCUGCGCCCCGGCGGCCGGCGGGCGGUGGAGGGGCGGGCGAGGACCCCACCGAGCGCUGGAGCCCCGAGUCGCCGCUGCAGGCGCCGCGCGUGCUCGUCGCGCUGCUGGCGCGGAACGCGGCCCACGCGCUGCCCGCCACGCUCGGCGCGCUCGAGCGGCUGCGCCACCCGCGGGAGCGCACGGCGCUGUGCCACGGACCACAACGCGGGACAACACCUCUGGCCGUGCUGCGGAGUGGCUGGUGGCGUGAAGGGUUCACCUUCCGUGAGUGGCGGCCGGCGGAGGAGCCCAGGUCCUACCCGGACGAGGAGGGCCCCAAACACUGGUCCGACUUGCGCUACGAGCACGUCAUGAGAUCUCUUAGUACGUGCAAGGACGAACCUGGGACCGUGGCGGAGCGCGCGGGACCCGAUCCCCUCCGAGGCACACCGCAGAGAGCGGCGCAGUACGACACACAGCGAAGCCGGCUGACGGUGCCACGACCGGCCCACUGCCGGCCACUGCUGGCCCACACCAGCGCAUUAUCAGAGAAACACCCCCCGCCCUGGGGCGAUGCUCUCAGGAGCUCGCCCCUCCGGCCACCUGGGGACCCCGCGUGGGGCUGGGCCGUCCCAGGAGGGCUGGCCGCUGAGCUCUGUCCGUGUCCUCCUGCCGGGCAGGCCGUGGACGCGACCAAUCUGCGGUACGUGGCUGCCAUCAUCCUGAGUGAGAAGCAGUGCCAGGACCGUCUGCAGGAGACCAACAAGAGCUGCAACGCGCUGCUCCUCAUGCUGGGCCAGAAGGCCAGGACGGCGGAGGUGGAGCUGGCCAAGGAGAAGGCGGUGUGCGGCAAGGACAGGGAGGGCCUGGCGCUGGCCCGGCGCGCGGCGGAGGAGCAGCUGGCCGAGUGCGGGCGGGCCCGCGAGCAGCAGCGGCAGGAGCGGCAGCUGGCGGAGGACCGGCUGCAGAAGGUGCAGGCGCUGUGCCUGCAGCUGGACAAGGACAAGUUCGAGGCCGACCUGCGGAGCCUGUGGCGGGACUCCAUCAUCCCGCGCCGGCUGGACUCCCUGAGCUACGGCCUCUACGCGCCGCUGGGCCCGGAGCUGGACGCCAUCCGCCGCGGCUGCGACCUCCUGCCCGGGGUCAUGAGCUCCAAGGUGGAGGAGCUGGCCCGCAGCCUCAGGGCCGGCAUCGAGCGCGUGGCCCGGGAGAACUCGGACCUGCAGCGCCAGAAGCUGGAGGCCGAGCAGGGGCUGCGGGCGGGGCAGGAGGCCCGGGAGAAGGCGGAGAAGGAGGCCCAGGCCCGGGAGGCCAAGCUGCAGGCCGAGUGCGCCCGGCAGACGCAGCUGGCGCUGGAGGAGAAGGCGGCCCUGCGGAGGGAGCGGGACGGCGCGGCCAAGGAGCUGCAGGAGAGGAAGAGGGAGGCCGAGCAGGCCAAGAUGCAGCUGGCCGUCAGCAACUCGGCCCUGGACACCUGCAUCAAGGCCAAGUCACAGCCACUGUCGGUGCCCAGACCCGUGGGGCCCGCCCCCAACCCCCCGCCCGUCAUCGACGCGGCUGGCCUGGAGGAAUUCAAGAGGAGGAUCCUGGAGUCCCAGAGGCCCCCUGCAGGCAGCCCCGCCGCCCCCGCCAGUGGCUGAGGAGGCCGCGGGCCUGAGGACCGAGCGGAGGCCAGGACUCGCCCGUCUGCGGACUCGCGCGGCCAGACGCACCCGGAGCCGGACGCAGUCCCUCCCGCCGCCGCCGGACCGCCGCCCUCGCCCCGCGUAACUCCCGCCACAGCCCCGCCCCGCGACCCCCCCCAUGCACGGCGGUGACGUCACACCGCCGCGGCGGUGA